Molecule: messenger RNA, 4833 nt
Organism: Zasmidium cellare ATCC 36951
Lineage: Eukaryota; Fungi; Ascomycota; Dothideomycetes; Mycosphaerellales; Mycosphaerellaceae
Exons: 3
Coding region: 1-4833 (1610 amino acids)
Biological process (GO): rescue of stalled cytosolic ribosome; ribosome-associated ubiquitin-dependent protein catabolic process
Cellular component (GO): cytosol; RQC complex
Molecular function (GO): zinc ion binding; ribosomal large subunit binding; ubiquitin protein ligase activity
Source: RefSeq, a predicted model, not a curated record
AUGAGCAAGAGGCCAUUCAAGUCACAAGCCAGCAGCGGCCGGGCUGGAGGCGGUUUCGGUGCCUUUGGAAACGCCAGCUUCGGUUCGACACAGUCAUCGGUCUUGUCAUACAUCCAAGAGCCACCGGACUACUCCCUGAUCAGCGAUGCAAACCUGGUGCCUGCCUUCAAGAAUCUGACCAAGAAGGAUAGCACGACCAAGGCCAAGGCACUCGAAGAUCUGCAGAACUCUCUUAUAUCGUCCGAUCGCGAUCUCGAAGAUGCUGUGGUUGAAGCAUGGGUCAAACUUUAUCCUCGCCUUUCCAUUGACAAUGCUCGUCGGGUACGCCAGCUUGCCCACGUCCUGAACGGUCAGAUUUGCUCCAAGUGCGGCAAGCGAGUAGCAAAACAUCUCCCUCGCAUCUCUGGUCCUUGGCUGGCUGGAACAUUUGACGUCGACAGACUAGCAGCGAAAGCCGCUCAGGAUGCCCUUGCCAAUGUGUUCCCCAGCUCAGAAAAGAUCCAAGGUCUAAGGAAGACCUUCCAUCAAUCGAUUCUGGAAUACUGCAGAGAUGCUCUUGUCAACGAGAGUGUAUCGACUCUCAGCGACGAGAGGACUGUCAGCCCUGAUGACGCCCAGGCCACUUACGCACGAGUCAUAUCGACAAGCAUCUCAGUUGUAACCAGUCUACUGGAGACGCUACCCCCUGAUGAGGUGUCGAAGCAAAUCCACAUCUAUGAAGAGAUUCUAGGCGACGCAAAGGUAUGGGAAUUUGCGUCGCAUGAUGAUCCCAGCGUCCGUCGCGCCGUUCACAGACUCGUUCAAGUGUGUCUGAAGAGGCAACCAUCGCUCGUAAAAUCUAAUGUCAAGGCUGCAAGCAAAUCAUAUGUCUACAAAGGCUUGUCCUCAGACCAGGCGAGCUCGGCAGUAGACUUUAUACAGACUCUUGACGCACUAACUACAGCAUUGCCGACUAUUUGGACUGAUGCAUACAGCGGAAAAAAGUCCGCAAUCUCCAGACUGCAGCAAGGCUUGAAGCGUGGAGCUCAUGGAGGCCCGUCUGGAUACUGGGACGUCAUGAGAGACACAUUCCGUAAACUUCCCCAAGAAGUCUUACCAAAGAGCCAAGGCGAAGCCACCGAUUUGUUUCUAGCGGCACGAGAUGGAGUCUCCAAGCGAGAAGAACGGUUCAACGCAUCAGCGGCGUGGCCAGCCUACUUCACACUCGUCGAUAUCGUUACUUCGGCGCUUCCAGAGGAGAUCACUGAGAGCCUUCUAGAAGAGUUCGCUUUGCCCCCAGUCAACCAAUACAUACAUCCUCAAGACGAGAAUGCGAAAUGGAGUAUCACUGGCGCAAGAUCGGCUCUGCUGGUGUCUAAAGUAGCGUUGAUCGGACGCCUACCGCCUCUGCUGGAACGGAAGUGGCCACAUCUGGCAGACAAGUUAGUCGAAUUGGCGAAAAUGUCACAACCCGAGCAAUCGAAAGACUUUGACAAGUCACAAAAGCAUGUGGCAGCCGCGGGUGAGCGGUGGGCUGAUCUUCAAAGAGAAUUAUACUCUCAAGAAUACCACUUGCCAGACUCUACCAAAGACGCAUUUGCAGCGGCGAGCCUCAAGGUAUUACAAGAGUGCAUCGCGUUACUCAAAGCUCGCCAAGGGAAGCCCUACGGUGCGGCAGCAAUCAUCGAAGAGCAGCUACGCGCCAACGCACCUCAACUCAUGGCCAGGCAGGACUUCCAACAAGUUCUCAAGACUUUUGUGACGAAUAAGCUACCUCGCUUGAUGUACAGCCCAUCGCAAAGACAUCUGGCUCGAUGCCUGUAUGCCACUGGUGGCGAUCCAGAAUUUGAAAAGCUUUUCCAGGACACCUUGCAGGCUGUACUGGACGCAGAGGAGUCAACAGAACCUAAGCUUAGGGCUCUUCAUGCGCUGUUGCCGACGAAGACACCACAAAGAGCUGUGGAGCUUGCGCGAAAUCACCGAGGUCUGCAGGAAUAUAUUGCAUCUCAGCAUUUUGCCGGCGACGAUUCAGUGACUUUGACACUUCUUUCGGACUUGCUCAAGACUGGUGUGGUUGCACAACAGACGACUGACACGGUACUGUCAGGGUUGACAGCGUCGUUAUCGGUUCCUGACUCUCACGCACAAUCGAGCCUUGCCGCUGUAGAACAGUUGGCUUUGAGCGACCAGUCCUCCGUACGAACCUUCAUGGAGAGCGAUGCAGGCAAGCAGCUUCUGCCCAAUGUGUUACAUCUAGAACAGUCUCCAGAUGAUGCGGUGGCCGAGAAGGCAACUUCCCUAUCCGGACGUUUGUCCUCAGCAAUGGGAAGUGCUGCAACCGAUGCAAAGUACAGUAUUAUCCUGCAGAAUUUGGAGACCGUGUCUCACAGAUCUCUGUCCAUUGAUGCAGUACUCGAGCUCCUGGAGAAGGUCUCUUCGUCUGCCUCGGAACCUUCAACGGUCCAAGACCUGCUGCCCAGCCUCAAGACCUGGCGACAGUCUAUUCUCGCCAUCGUGCGGCCACCAAAAGCCUCACUGAGUCUUCUGAGUCCACUAAGUGGAGCAGUGCACCUCAUUCAUUCGGACGCAGCUGAUGCGUACGAUGCGGCCCAUUACGACGGGGAAGGCCUUUCUCAGGGGCUGAGGAUCGCCAUCUACAUGUCCAAGGUCUUGAACAACCCAGAGGUACUCAAGCAGCUUGGCAACGAUGCUCUACCCAUGCUCGUGCUUCUCAACAUCUGCGUAUUGCUCGCUGAAGACAAUACAAGCGUUCUUGGUGCUAAUGGACUGUGGCUGCCUGCAGCAACGAUCGCUUUCGAGGACGACGUCAUGGACUUUAUCUCAAACGCCAACACCGUACUCAGAACAUACUGGGAGAGCCUCGGACCUGCUUCUGCUGAGAGUGCAUUCUUCGACUCGCUCGAUGACUUGAAGAGUCAGGCUCAGAAUGAGGGGCCAAUGGCAUACUACGCCAUGCUCGCCUCCACGAAAGCAUACGAUAAUGUCUUCGAGCUGCAUGGAUAUUCCACAGAGGCCACAAAAUCAAGCGACGAAUCGCUGAAAGCCAAAAAGGCGGCCAAGGAUCCACUGGUAUUGUCUUCAUUCAUCGUGGGCCAUGCUCAGCCACUUGCAGGAAGCCAGUCAUUGACUCGGCUUUUCAACGAGCUCGUUGCUGAUCUGACUGACCUCAGCGUGGACUCGGGCCAUCAGGACGCCAUUCUGACGCCACUUGUCGUCCUCAACGCAGUUCUACACACCCAAGAUGACAUUGUCGACAAGGUCCAGAAGACGCGUCUCAUAUUUUUGGUCAAGCACAUCGUGCCAUGGCUUGCGACAGAUAUUUCUCUUGCUUCGAAAGCAGAAGUAUGCAAAGCGCUGUCACUGCUCUUGCCAGCCAUGUCAGACACCUACGGCGAGCACUGGUCGCAGAUCAUUGAAUGGAUCCCUUCGUUCUGGAGAUCCGCCGAGAUGCUCUCCGAUGGCAAAAUCGUUGCUGAGCAGGGCAUCAUUCUAGUCCAUUCUUCACUGAAGCUCUACUCUGCCCUCCACAAGCUCACCAAAGACGACGACCCCAAUGACGAUCUCAUGGAUGCCAUGAAGGACAACAACGACCAACUCUUCUAUGGAGUGUUCGAGGUCUUAAAGUCAGCGAAUGGGAUCUCAGACGAAACCCAUCAACCCAUGAUGGUCACGAACGAGCUGCUGGGACGCGAGCUGUCCCGUAUGCCAUUCCAAUCGAUCACCGACUUUGAGGAACUCUUCCCGCUCAUGUACACCCCAUCACAUGCCCUUCAAGGUGCAGCAUUCGAUCUGCUCCAUCGCCAGAUUCCAGCAAGUCAAGAACAGAUCUCAUUCGAUGCUGCUCUUGAAGACAAAACGGCGCAACUACCAGACGAGCUUCUCUCACUCAUCAUCGAUGCACCAACGCUGGACUCGCUUGCAGAUGCAUCGUUCGACCGAGCCAUGCCCCUUCAGUUGCAAGGCUUCCUGAACAGUUGGCGCCUGACGUUCGAUCAUUUCACCAACUCUAGCUAUCGUGUCAAGAGUGAUUAUGUGGAUCAACUAAAAGAGGGAGGCUACCUUUCAGGACUGCUUGACCUCAUUUUCGACUUCUUGGAUCAUACAAGAGGCAAGCCUGUCGAUGCAUCGAAGUUCAACUUGCAACAAUACGAGGACGGCGUGGAGUCGGACGUGGAGCGAGACGUACAAUGGCUAUUGAGUCAUCUGUACUAUCUAGCUCUGUCCAAUGUUCCAAGCUUAGUGAAAAGCUAUUUCUUGGAGAUUCGGUCACGUCAAACGACGCAAGCUAUCGAAAGCUGGACCGCGAAAUACGUUGCUCCUCUGAUCAUUGAUGCAAGUCUGCAGAAUGUGUCUGAUUGGGCGGAGAAGAGCGUCAAAGACGAUCCUGACUGUGAGAACAUGACCGUGAGGGUCGGCAUGAGAAGCAAGGAGAUCAACGUUAGCUACCUCGUGGAUGAGCAGACGAUGGCGAUCAAGGUCAUCCUGCCCGAGACGUAUCCCCUCGACUCUGCCAAGGUCGUCAGCGUGAAUCGUGUAGCUGUCAAAGAAGAGAAAUGGCAGAGCUGGCUGCGCAACUGUCAGGGAGUGAUUACAUUCUCCAACGGCAGCAUCACAGACGGUCUCACAGCCUGGCGCAAGAACGUCAUCGGCGCUCUCAAAGGCCAGACUGAGUGCGCCAUUUGCUACUCCAUCAUCAGCGGCGACAAGCAACUCCCCACGAAGCGAUGCCCGACUUGCAAGAAUCUGUUCCAUUCGAGCUGUUUGCUCAAGUGGUUCAAGACGAGCAACGCGAGCACCUGUCCACUGUGCCGGAAUCCAUUCAACUUCAAUUGA